CUCAGUUUGCAGCACAUUAACGAGGUGGAAAGUGCGUUAACUAGUCAUGGCUCUCCUUGAAAUUUGUAUAGCCCUCCUUGGCAUCGGCCUGCUGAUCUACAAAUGGAGCACGGCCACUUUCAAAACCUUCGAGGAGCGCAACCUGCACUUCGAGAAGCCGUACCCCUUCGUCGGUAACAUGGGUGAUUCGGCCAUGCAGAAGGCCUCCUUCCAAAAGGUGCUCUCCGAGUUUUACGCUCGCACUCGUCAGCACAAACUAGUGGGCCUCUUCAAUCUGCGUACUCCCAUGAUCCAGCUGAACGAUCCCGAGCUCAUCAAGAAGAUCUGCGUCAAGGACUUCGACCACUUUCCCAACCACCAGCUCUUCUUCAGCCCCAACGAGCGUCUGAUCAACGACAUGCUCAGCGUGAUGAGGGACCAACGCUGGAAGCACAUGAGGAACACCCUGACCCCGGUCUUCACGGCGUCCAAGAUGCGCAACAUGUUCACCCUGAUGAACGAGAGCUUCGCGGAGUGCCUCCAGCACCUGGACACCCCCAAGGGAUCAUCUGGCGGCGGAAAGGCCUUCGAGGUGGACAUGAAGGUGUUGUGCAACAAGCUCUCCAACGACGUUAUCGCCACCACCGCGUUUGGGCUCAAGGUGAACUCGUUUGACCACCCGGAGAAUGAGUUCUACCAGAUCGGGCAGUCCCUGGUUUUCUCCCGCGGACUUCAGUUCUUCAAGUUCAUGCUGGCCUCGCUAGUGCCCAGGCUCUUUAACAUAUUUGGAGCGACCAUCUUUGACUCCAGCAAAAUGGAGUACUUUGUUCGUCUGGUGGUGGAUGCCAUCAAGUACCGAGAGCAGCACAAUAUCACGCGACCCGACAUGAUCCAGCUGCUGAUGGAGGCCAAGAACGAGUCGGAGGACAAGUGGACCGACGACGAGAUAGUGGCCCAGUGCUUCAUUUUCUUCUUCGCCGCCUUCGAAAAUAACUCCAAUCUGAUUUGCACCACCACCUACGAACUGCUGCACAAUCCCGACAUCCAGGAGCGAUUGUACGAGGAGGUGAAGGAGAUCCAAGAGGCUCUGAAUGGCGCAUCCCUCACCUACGACGCCGUGCAGAAGAUGACCUACAUGGACAUGGUCAUUUCCGAGUCCCUUCGUAAGUGGACUCUGGCCGCCGCCACCGAUCGUCUCUGUUCCAAGGACUACACCCUCACAGACGAAGACGGCACCAAGCUAUUCGAUUUCAAAGUGGGAGACCGCGUAAAUAUUCCAAUCUCUGGGCUGCACUGGGACGAUCGUUACUUCCCGGAACCCAAAAAGUUUGAUCCCGAGAGGUUUAGCGAUGAGCGAAAGAGCGAGUUGGUGCCAUACACCUAUUUGCCUUUCGGGGUGGGACCUCGAAACUGUAUAGGAAAUCGCUAUGCUUUGAUGCAAGUCAAGGGCAUGCUGUACAAUCUGCUGCUGCAUUAUAAGAUCGAGGCUUCCCCGAGGACCGAAAAGGAUCUGUGGGGAUCGGCACGCGGCUUUAACCUUACCCCCCGGUCGGGAUUCUGGAUGAACUUGGUGCCGCGUAAAUAACCAGAUGAGGAAAUAUAUUUAACUUGUAUUAUAUAUAAACACUUUGGUAUUGUUCAGCUUUGACCAGUUAACCACUGUAAGAGUUAAGUUUGUGAUGAAAUAACUUUAUGUUAUUAGACAUUUGAUUAGAGUCUAAAAGCAUAUUGCGAAAACUUCAGGUCCAACACCAAGAACCGAAAGCUUUAAUCAGUAGAAACAAAAAUAAAACCAAACGAAAAAUUA
Molecule: messenger RNA, 1786 nt
Organism: Drosophila elegans
Lineage: Eukaryota; Metazoa; Arthropoda; Insecta; Diptera; Drosophilidae
Product: cytochrome P450 9b2
Exons: 4
Coding region: 47-1564 (505 amino acids)
Molecular function (GO): oxidoreductase activity, acting on paired donors, with incorporation or reduction of molecular oxygen; heme binding; monooxygenase activity
Source: RefSeq, a predicted model, not a curated record